AAGAACGCUCACUCAUACCAUGGGUACAAAAAAGUUUUGGUGCAGAGCACGAAGAGGCAUCAUGUCGGACGAAAUCCGCGUGACGGUUGUCCGUGCGUCGCAUAUUGUGGGCAACGACGGCUUUGGCUCCAACAAGACGUCGGACCCGUUCGUGGAGCUGACGCUGCUCCGCAGCAACGAAGAAGUUAUCAAGACAUCCUCGACGUACAAGACGAGGGACGUGCAAAAGACAGUCAACCCCUUGUGGAACGAAUCGUUUGUGUUUGACAUUGACUUGCGCUCGGCCAACUACCUGUGUUGCACGCUGUACGACAAGAACUUUUUGAAAAAUGUCCCCCUCGGUCGCGCGCUCGUGGCUAUGGAUGACGUGCGCAGGUGUCUCGUCUCUGGGCGAGUGGAGCGGUCGUUUCCCAUCGUCAAAUUCGGGCCCGUGAAGCAUGCGACAGGGGAACUGUUCUUGGUGUUUGAACCGAAUGGGGGCAAGUCGAAUACACCUGCGAAUGCUGCGGGCGGGGGUGAUGUCGCCAUUGCGGUGGCGGCAGCUCCAGCCACAGGCCCCCCCAAUCUACUCCAUGUAACGGUCGAAAGCGCCACGGGGCUGCCAGCGAUGGACUCUGGCGGCACGAGCGAUCCCCUUGUGAUUGUCUCGUGCAACAAGACGAAGAUGUCCACGACGACCAAGUACAAGACGCUCAGUUGCAUGUGGAACGAAAGCUUCAAGUUGCCUGUUGACGAUCCGAGUCAGUUUGUCCAGUUUGUCGUUGAAGAUUUUGACACGGCGUUCAACGACUUUAUGGGCCAAGCUAAAGUGCCGUUGGAAUCGCUCCACGACGGCAAGCCACAGACGUUGACGUUGGAGCUCUUGGACAAGAAAUUCCGUCAAAAAAACAAGUUGGGCACGCUCACGGUCACAUUGCACUGGACGUUUACUGAGCACGUGUCGGCCGUCGUAGCAUCCAACAAGAAAAAGCGUGUGACGUUGCUUGAUAAGCUCUCGAAUGCGGUCACGGGGGUGCCAGAUGCGGGUGACGACGACGAAGAAGGCAUCGAUGCCGACGCAUUGGAGGCCCCGCCCGAGCAAACCAAGUCGCCAGAUGAGCUCAAGAAGGAGCAAGAACUCAAGGACAAGGCUCGUGACGAAGAACGCAAAGCCCUUGAAGACAUUCAAAUCCAAUCGGGCGAUUAUUCCGUCCAAGUGCACAUCAUUGAAGCGCGCGACUUGGUGCCAAAGGACGCCACGGGGACGUCUGACCCGGUCGUGUACGUGGAAGUGAUGGACCAAAAGCAAAACACAACGAUCAAGUCCAAGUCGCUGAGUGCCGUGUGGGACGAAGUGCUCAUUUACACGUUUCGCGAUUUGGACAAGGAAAAGGUCGAGAUGGGGCAAAUCAAGGUCACUGUCAUGGACGCGAAUACGCUGCAGCGCGCCGAGCUCAUUGGGGAAACGUCGUUCGACGUGUCGUUCAUUUACACCAAGAUGAACCACCAGAUUUGCACGACGUGGGUGGGGCUGUGUUCCCCGGGCACCGACGGCAUCCAGGGCUACGUUCGGCUGUCGAUUUCCAUCAUCGGUCCCGGCGACAAGUUUGUCGCGCCGCCACCGAUCGAUCCGAAAGACAACGGUUUGGCCAACGUGUUGAUGCCACCUAGUGUCAAGCAGGAAGUGUCGUUCUUGGUUAUGACCGUGCAUGUGGGCGAAGACCUACCCGCCAUGGACAGUGUGACAGUAUUGGGGCAAAAGCUAAAGCAAGGCAUCGAUGCAUACGUCGAAGCGUCCCUGGCCGGCAAUGCGUCCAUCCGCACCAGAGUCAAGUCGAAAAAAGGAGAACGAUAUCAGUUGUGUCCAGCGUUUAACGACGAGCUGUGGGUCGUCUUGCGCGAGCCUAGCUUGGCCAACAAGGUGACGAUCGCAGUUAAGGACUGGGAUCGCAUUGGCAGCGAUGAAGUUGUCGCCCAUUCGUACCAAUCGUUGCGGCUGAUCCGUAAAAUGUGCACCGCGUCGUCAACGGGGGCGUAUGGCCCCAUGUGGCUCAACUUGUACGGGGCCCCGCUGACGUUCACAUCCAGUGUCAUUCCCGGUGAGAACACCGCCAAGGGCGAAAUGAACUUGUUUCCGGACCUGGCGUCGUACUACCGGGGUCGCAUCUUGGUCACGUUUGACAUCCGUCCAAACGAACGACACUUGGACGAAGUGAACCAGCGAAUCAAGUCCACGCCGCUGCCAAGGACAUUGUUUCCCCCCACAGCUGCGUACAAGCUGCGCGCGUUUGUCGGCACCGGCACGGACAUUCCCCAAAUGUCAUCGCUGUCGGGGGCGGGCACGCGCAACUCGAAGAUGCAAAUCUUGAUCACGAUUGGGCUGUACGAGCUCGCGUUCGAGCGGAAGGAUAACGUCAAGGGCCUGGUCGUGUGGAACCAACUGCUCGAGUCCGACCUGUUGAUUCUACCGGCGGACGCGACUCAAAUUCCAGACAUCUUUGUCUACUUGUGCAAGGGCAAGGCUGAUGGCAAGGUGCAAGGACGAAAGCAGGUGUCGUACCGCCGAUACAAGGCCACAGAGUUACUCGAACAAGCCAUGGGCAAUGACCCGUCGUGGGUGUCGCUCAAAGAAGACCCAAGCGUCGACGCAUUGGGGGACGAUGUCUUUCCCGGUAACAUCUUGAUGAACCUUGGGUUCGGCACGGACGACACGGCGAGUCGGACGUUGGCCAAGUGGAAAAGCGUGGCCAAUGUCGACCGGUUGUCGCAGCGACACAAGUACCAAGUCCGUGUCAACGUGUUCCAAGGCCGGAAUUUACCGUCCAUGGACGACAACGGCCUCGCCGAUCCGUACAUCACGGUACGGUUCAACGGCGAGCAACAAAAGUUGGCCGUGAAGAAGAAGACGGUGAACCCGCUGUGGUACGAGACGGUCACGUUCGACGUGGACUUGCCGCCUGAGGACCUGCUGCAUUAUUCCCCCCAGGUGAUUCUUCGCGUGAUGGAUUGGGAUGCUGGUAUUGGCAGUUCGGCCCACGACUACAUUGGGUCGUCGUUCUUACCGAUUUUGGCGUCGGACGUGCGGACUAUCAACGAUGCGCGUCCAGACCCCGAGCCCAAGUGGCAUCCCCUCGUGCAGCAAGAGGAAGGGGACACGGACGGACAAAUUCUCGCGUCGAUCGUGGUGAUCAAAUUGGACCGCCCCGACGCGGUGCUGCCUCCCCCGCCGUCCAUUGUGCCGAAAACGCGCGUCGCAUACUUGGAAAUCAUCGUGUUGGGCCUUCGAGACUUAAAGCCAUACCAGUUUUUGCCCAUUCAGCUGCCGUACAUUGAAUUCAACCUGGGCAGUUCGGACCACGCAAACCAAGAAAUGAAAACGGAAAAGUCCAAGCGUCCGUCGGGGGCCAACCCCAACUACCUCCAGCGCAUUGUACGCGAAGUCGAGUUGCCAGAGGAUUCUUUGUUCGCUCCAAUGUUGAACAUUCUCGUCAAGGACACACGCCUCGGAGGGUGGUACACGCCGCUGAUAGGCAAUGCCUCGAUUAACAUGUCGACUAAGAUACCAUGGGGUAAAGGCUACAUCCCGCCGCAAUCGCUGGAUCUAGACAAUAUCGAGGAAAAGACGGCCGACGAAGACGACGGCGAAGUGUCGGAGGACGCAUCGUUGCUUCCGCGAACGUCCUUGAAGGCGAAAGACAUUGGCGCGGGGGUGUUUGGCGCGUUGGAGCUCAUGAAUGUGCAAGUGGACCUGAGCAACCCGUCGCUCUGGACGGACGAAGGCAUCCGGUCUACUCAGCUGUCGACGCAAUUAUCGGUCGACAGUGAUGCUGAUCAAGGAGGCGCCGACGAGUACGAAACCAAGCGGAAAAAGUACAUGAAGAACCGCGACGACUUGUCGGAAGAGCUAGAGGCCAGCGUGCUCAAGACAAAACCGUUCGAAACGUACAAGUUGACGACUGGCCAAAAGAAAAAGAAAAAGUCGCUACUGUCGCUGCUCAAGCUUGGGGGAGCUAAAACAUCCAAGUCCGCCCAAGCGCAAAACGGCAGCGGGUCAUUUCAUGUGGCCGGCGUGUUCAAGGGUUUGAUUCGUGUGAUGCUGAAAGAAAGCGACCCCCCGCUGGUCAAUUUAAGCAAACUGCUCCACCCGCAGCCGUAUAUUGUUCGCAUUUACGUCCUGAACGGCGAAGGGUUCCAGCCGAUGGACCCUGGCUUUGAUGGCAAGCCUGGCAAGUCUGACCCGUACCUGGUCCUUCAACUGGGCAAAACCAAAAUCAACGACCGUAAAAACUACUUGGACGACGUGGUGGACCCCGACUUUUACAAACUGUUUGAAAUCAACUGCGACUUUCCUGGCGCGUCCACGUUGACCUUGAGCGCGUACGAUUACGACUUGAUCGGUACCGACGACCUGAUUGGCUCGACCCAAGUGGAUUUGGAAGAUCGGUUCUUCGACAAGCAUUGGCAACUCCUCGGCGACGAGUACAAGUCCAGUGAACGAUGGGGCCCCAAACCAGUCGAACAACGCACGUUAUACGUGUCGACGUCUCGGGCUCCCAUGGGCCACUUGAAACUGUGGAUUGACAUUUUGACGCCCAAAGAAGGGGCUGUGUACCCUCCUGUGGACAUUGCGCUGCCCCCGCCCAUCACGUUUGAGCUUCGCGUGGUAGUUUGGAAGACCAAGGAAGUGCCGAGCUUUGACGAACUGACCGACAUGAACGAUUUGUUUGUGCGGUGUCAGCUGGAAGGGUCGGAUUACCAAGACACAGACAUCCACUGGCGGGCGAAAAAAGGCAAAGCCAGCUUCAACUGGCGCAUGAAGUUCCCCGUCACACUAGGCCACAAGCAGCACAACUCCAAAUUCCCAUACUUCAAAAUGCAAAUGUGGGACAAGGACGUGUUCUCGGCCAGCGACUGCAUCGCCGAGGGCAUCUUGGACAUGUCGCCGCACUUCAAAAAAGCGAGCAUGCUCAAAGCGCCGUUUCAAGUGUUCCAAGACACCAAGCCCAAGGUCAAGGAAACCUCGAAUGCCCAGCGCGACAACGCCGCGAUUCGAUCCAUCAAGGAAUCCACGGGGUUGUGGGACACGGACCCAACCGACUCGACGUGGAUCAAGAUGGAGCGGCUCAACCGCGAGACCAACGUGAAGGAACCCAUGGGCGCCGUGUGCAUCAGCAUGGAGCUCGUGCCUGUGGAAAAGGCCAAAAUUCAAGCCGUGGGUUUUGGAAGAAGCGACCCCAACAACACUCCGUUCUUGCCCCCGCCGGCGGGACGACUCAAGUUCAGUAUGAAUCCGUUCUACGUGUUCAACGAACUGCUGGGACCCGCGAUCUGCCGCAAGGUUAUGUGCUGCCUGUGCCUCGUGGCGAUCAUGGCGGCUAUGUACUUCCUCGGGCCGUUUAUGAACUUGUUGAUCGUGUUGGCCAAAUAACGUCAGUAUAUUAAUUAUUACACGUUUUGACUGUUCAUCGAGGACCAUAUUGGGAGAUGAGGGAAA
Messenger RNA from Aphanomyces astaci, 5473 nucleotides. RefSeq lists its product as hypothetical. Lineage: Eukaryota; Oomycota; Saprolegniomycetes; Saprolegniales; Verrucalvaceae. The transcript has 10 exons. Gene Ontology annotation, biological process: plasma membrane organization. The record is from RefSeq and is a predicted model, not a curated record. Bases 20 to 5407 code for a protein of 1795 amino acids.